UUAAAGGUGAAUGGAUGACACGAAAACACGCACGCGCAAACAAGAGCUAAAUACCAGCCCCUCCCCGACCCAACCUACCUAUAGAGUGGGUGACUCGGGAGCACAAAAUAGUAACCAGGUCUUUUAUAGCCCUGCGGCUCCCGUGAUGCCCAGCGCGGCGUUUGUGAUUGGCUAAACGGCGUCCUCUUCGGGAGGUUACGUGAUUUGGAGCAAUCGUUGCCUAGGGGCCGGGCUCUGAGAGCGCGGCCGCGGCCAGCCACGGCUCGAACCCGUCCUGGGCUCGGGAGCGCGCACGUUGCGACCCGCCCUCCAGCCGCCUCCGCCGCCGCCGCCCGCCCGCGCUCCCGCUCCCCGCCCGCCUGCCCGCCGGUUUCUUGUAUAGAAGCUGCCUGAGUCCUAGAACGCGCGGCUCGCGGAGCAGCUUGCCCGGCGCGGAGGGACUCGAGAACCGCCUGAGCUAUGGCCGCCAUCCGAAAAAAGUUGGUUAUAGUUGGUGAUGGUGCAUGUGGGAAGACGUGCUUGCUGAUUGUAUUUAGCAAAGACCAAUUCCCUGAAGUUUAUGUGCCCACAGUGUUUGAAAAUUAUGUAGCAGAUAUUGAAGUGGAUGGAAAACAGGUGGAGUUGGCUUUGUGGGACACAGCUGGUCAAGAAGAUUAUGAUCGCCUUAGACCUCUUUCCUACCCAGAUACUGAUGUUAUACUUAUGUGUUUUUCCAUCGAUAGCCCUGAUAGUUUAGAAAACAUCCCAGAGAAAUGGACCCCAGAGGUGAAGCAUUUCUGUCCCAAUGUGCCCAUUAUUCUUGUUGGGAACAAGAAGGAUCUUCGAAAUGAUGAGCACACGAGACGAGAGCUGGCCAAGAUGAAGCAGGAGCCAGUGAAACCUGAGGAAGGCAGAGAUAUGGCAAAUCGGAUCGGUGCAUUUGGUUAUAUGGAGUGUUCAGCAAAGACCAAAGACGGUGUGAGGGAGGUUUUUGAAAUGGCCACAAGAGCGGCUUUACAAGCCAGACGUGGAAAGAAAAAGUCCGGGUGCCUUGUCUUGUAAACACAAUGGAAAGCCCAGGCCCUCGCUCGGUUAAUUUUUGAAGUGCUGUUUAUUAAUCUUAGUGUAUGAUUACUGGCCUUUUUCAUUUAUCUAUAAUUUACUUUAAGAGAUUUACAAAUCAGAAAUCAUCUUGCUACCAGUAUUUAGAAGCCAACCAUGAUUGUUUAAUGACAGUCUGUGUCCAACACAUCUGUGCACACCAGGGUCCCUCUGACAUUACUCUUAAUAACCUUCUUCAUUCUCCCAACCAGCACAUCUGGCACUAAUUCAAGGGAAUUCUUAACUUCUUGCUUCUUUCUAGAAAGAGAAAAGGUGAUAACUUUUGUGAAUUGGGCUUUAACUACUUUUAUACCUAACAUGUCCUGUUGCUGUUAGCUGCAGGGCCCUCUGGGGAAUAAAUACAAAGUCACUUCAGAGCAGGACCUCUUCUAAGGCUUUUAUUGGUAUAGCUCUGGGGUAUUAUUCAAUUGUUUGAAAAUGGGACACAGCCAGAGAUGGCAAGUCCCCAUACAGCUGUGGCAAAGCUGCAGUUCUGUGGUUUCAUGUUAGUUACCUUAGAGUUACUGUGUAAUUAGUGCCACUUAAUGUAUGUUACCAAAAAAUAAAUAUAUCUACCCCAGCUUAGAUGUAGUAUUUUUUGUAUAAUUGGAUUUCCUAAUACUGAUAUUUGUUAUCUCUACAGAAGGUCUCUUUGGGUUUGUUUUUGUUUGUUUUUUUUUUUUUUAAGAAAGUACAUUUGAACAUAAAGUCAGAUGGAAAAACAUUUGAAAUCCCUUUUUGUCAUUUUCUCCAGUGAAUGACAGCCAUUAGCAGUUCCUUUUCUGCACAACAUAGCCCAGUAUCCACCCCUGUCUCUUGGAGCUGGGGUCAGUGAAUGGGGAAUUGGUUCCACCCCAAGGCAAUGCCAUGGUUCAGAGUGAUUGGUCUGAACUCAAGUUGCAGCAUCUUGGUCUAUAUAAUGUUUCUUUAUUUCUUACUCUUACAGUGGUGACUCCCCUUAAUCUCCUGGGGGAACUUGUUACCCAUUCUCUUUGUUGGUGGCCAAAGUCCCCCUUGGAACUUCUCAUUCCUCUCCAGAUGACUAAACUUUUUUCUGUAUCAGUUAAUUUUUUCCAACUACUAAUAGAAUAAAGGCAGUUUUCUAAACUUCCUG
Molecule: messenger RNA, 2194 nt
Organism: Trichosurus vulpecula (common brushtail)
Lineage: Eukaryota; Metazoa; Chordata; Mammalia; Diprotodontia; Phalangeridae
Gene: RHOA
Product: ras homolog family member A
Exons: 5
Coding region: 460-1041 (193 amino acids)
Biological process (GO): small GTPase-mediated signal transduction; cell migration; stress fiber assembly
Cellular component (GO): cleavage furrow; dendritic spine
Molecular function (GO): GTPase activity; GTP binding
Source: RefSeq, a predicted model, not a curated record